This is a messenger RNA of Torulaspora globosa, 1743 nucleotides long. It is a transcript of the gene PEX5, whose product is annotated as Pex5p. Bases 1 to 1743 code for a protein of 580 amino acids. Gene Ontology annotation, biological process: protein import into peroxisome matrix, docking. The transcript has a single exon. NCBI's taxonomy places the organism in Eukaryota, Fungi, Ascomycota, Saccharomycetes, Saccharomycetales, Saccharomycetaceae. The record is from RefSeq and is a predicted model, not a curated record. Gene Ontology annotation, molecular function: protein binding. Gene Ontology annotation, cellular component: cytosol; peroxisomal membrane.
AUGAACGUGGCAGAUUGCUCGGUGGGCAAUAACCCGCUAGCACAAGUUAGCAAGCAUACGCAGCAGGAUAGAUCUUUACAACAUGGAUCUCACCGCCUGGGUUAUGGUAUUGACGGUGGUUCAGCAGCUCAGCAGUUCAAAAGCUCUGAGAAAGCGAUGUCGGAUGUCAGCAAAUUCAGCAUGACGAAUUUCAUAAACGGUGGCGCCGUAGCAGGCGGCUCAGGAUUGAAGUUGGGACAAUCUCCGAUCAGUCGGAAUGUGGGCAUCAGUAGAGGCAAUAAUUUCUCUCCUUCUCCAGAGGAGACGGGUGCCUUGAUAAGCGGAACGAAUGGAUGGUCUCAGGAGUUCUAUCAGCAAUCGAAUUCAUCUUCGAGGGGUUCACUCCCCCAGCAGCAGAGUCAUAAUCAAAGACACAGCCAACAAACGCCACAUCAGCAGCAUCGCAUGCAAUUACCGUAUAGUACACAUAUGCUCUCUGGGCCCCGUAUGAUGGUGCGUCCGUCGCCUGGAGCUGGUAUGAUGAGACAACGGCAGCAUGAAAACACGAAGGCUGAUUGGGACGAGCAGUUCAAAGAACUGGAGACGGAAGUGGCAGAGAAUUUAAAGCUUAAGGAAUCAGAGCCUGUGGGACAGGAAGCAGCCGCAAAGGAGCCAGGACUGGACGAAGACAUAGUUAUCGGGGACCAAUAUCAGAGUGAGUUUCAAGAAGUUUGGGACAGCCUGCAGAAGGACUCGGAGGAUCUACUACCAGAGGAGCUGACUGGUAGCUCAGCCUGGGAAGCGGACUAUCAAAAGUACAUCAGUGGGAGAAUCAGCGGUAACAUGGAGUAUCAAUUCGAUGAGAAGAACGAGUUUUUGCAUAACCCAAACGCGUACGAGAUCGGAUGCAUUCUGAUGGAGAACGGUGCCAAACUGAGUGAAGCAGCGUUGGCAUUUGAAGCUGCAGUGCAAGAGGACCGAGGGCAUGUGGACGCGUGGUUGAAGCUAGGUGAAGUGCAAACGCAAAACGAAAAGGAGAUCAACGGAAUAUGCGCCCUGGAGGAAUGUCUGAAACUUGAUCCCAACAACUUGGAAGCGAUGAAAACAUUGGCGAUCAGCUACAUCAAUGAGGGCUAUGAUGUGAGUGCAUUCACAAUGUUGAAUAGAUGGGCAGAGACAAGAUAUCCCAACCUGUUGAGCUCCAGCGAGGGCAUCACCCUGAGCGACGAGGAUGAACGUUUCACAUUGAACGCCAAGAUUCGAAAGCAAUUCCUGCAAAUUGCCAACAGAUUGCCCCGUGUCGACCCGGACGUACAGCUGUGUCUCGGUCUUCUAUUCUACGCGGACGACGAAUUCGACAAGACCAUUGAUUGUUUCAGAGCAGCUCUAAGUGUAAAUCCCAAUGAUGAGCUGAUGUGGAACCGAUUAGGUGCAUCGUUAGCCAACUCAAACCGAUCCGAAGAAGCCAUUCAGGCCUAUCACAAGGCAUUACAACUACGACCCUCUUUCGUUAGAGCGCGUUACAACCUGGCCGUCUCAUCCAUAAAUAUAGGGUGCUACAAAGAAGCUGCAGAGUAUCUUCUCUCUGCUUUGAAGAUGCAUGAGGUUGAAGGAGCUCCAUCGAAUGGAACCGCUGCUGCAGGCAAUAACAACAUACUAGAAACGUUGAAGAGGGCAUUUGUUGCGAUGGACAGGCGGGAUUUGCUCCAGAAGGUAAAACCGGGAAUGGACUUAGAACAGUUCCGUGGUGAAUUCAACUUCUAA